Anolis sagrei ordinatus is the source of this 1837-nucleotide messenger RNA. It is a transcript of the gene CDC34, whose product is annotated as cell division cycle 34, ubiqiutin conjugating enzyme. The record is from RefSeq and is a predicted model, not a curated record. Gene Ontology annotation, molecular function: ubiquitin conjugating enzyme activity. Lineage: Eukaryota; Metazoa; Chordata; Lepidosauria; Squamata; Anolidae. Gene Ontology annotation, biological process: protein polyubiquitination; ubiquitin-dependent protein catabolic process.
CUCGGGACUACGCAUCCCAGGCAACCCCGCUCGCGGCGGCGGCUGGUUGGCUGGCUGGCUGCUUGCUCGCUCGCUCUCUCGCAGCCUUGUUCUUCCCCUCAGCCUCCUCCGGCGGUGCUGUUCCUUCCCCAGCACCUACUGCCGCGCUCUCGUCUCCGCAGCCGGGCCGCCCCCGUCACGCGAGUCCCCGGCUUCGUUCGCGGCCUGCUUUGGAGCAUGGCACGUCCGGCGGUGCCCAGCUCGGCGAAAGCGCUGCUCCUGGAGCUGAAGGGCCUUCAGGAGGAGCCCGUGGAGGGCUUCCGCGUCAGCCUGGUGGACGAAGGCGACCUCUACAACUGGGAGGUGGCCAUCUUCGGACCCCCCAACACCCACUACCAGGGAGGCUACUUCAAGGCUCGUCUCAGGUUCCCCAUUGACUAUCCAUAUUCACCGCCCGCCUUCAGGUUCCUGACCAAAAUGUGGCAUCCGAACAUAUACGAGACAGGAGAUGUUUGCAUCUCCAUCCUGCAUCCUCCGGUGGAUGACCCACAGAGCGGAGAACUGCCUUCAGAAAGGUGGAAUCCCACCCAAAAUGUCCGGACCAUCCUCCUCAGCGUGAUCUCGCUCCUCAACGAGCCUAACACCUUUUCCCCAGCAAACGUUGACGCUUCUGUCAUGUACCGCAAGUGGAAGGAGAGCAAAGGAAAGGACCAGGAAUACACGGACAUCAUUAGGAAGCAAGUGCUGGGCACAAAGGCAGAGGCCGAGCGGGAUGGCGUCAAGGUCCCCACCACGCUGGCAGAAUAUUGCGUCAAGACCAAGACCCCGGCGCCAGACGAGGGCUCGGACCUCUUCUAUGACGACUACUAUGAGGACGACGAGAUGGACGACGAGGUGGACAGCUGCUAUGGCGACGAAGAUGAUUCCGGCAAUGAGGAGUCUUGACAAGGAGGACCCCCUUCCUUGCCCCUUUCCUCCUUCCCCCCAUUCCCUUUUGCCCCCUUCCAACGCUGCCUCCUCCUCCUGCUGCUGCUGCUCCUGAUAGUAGCAAUAAACUAUCUGACUCUUUUACUUGAACCCAGGAUGGAUCCGGCUGAGGCUUUGGAACCCCUGUUUGCCCCGAAUUGAAAUGAGAGAGAAUGAGAGAGAGAGAGAGAGAGAGAACUCUACCUCAAAAAGGGAGACUUGGUUUCUGCUUGAAGUGGCUGGGAUGGGGAGGGAGGGAUUCUUUCUUUUUUAGGGGGAUAGAUUGACCAUUUGGCUUUUGGUUUAGCGUUUGUUUUGUGUUUUGUGCAGAGGAGGAGGAGUUAAUCAUAGGGAUUUUUGAGAGGGAUUGUUGAUUCCCCAGGUGUUUCAUUCUUGGUCGCAUUGAGACGAAGCACCAAGACGCAGCACUGGGUGUUUUGAACGUUUUUGCUUCCAUUUAUUUUUAAAAAAACAUUUAUUACACUAUAAGACUUUGAUUCUGAAUGAGGGGCAUCUGAGCUUGCGGAUGGAAAGGCACUAAGAGAACCAGAGCACCCCUCCUUCCAUUAAUUGGUGUUUUCCCUUUUUUUUAGAAAUGUGGGAAUUACAGAGUCCGGUUCCCCACUCAGCCACUGGGAGGCACUGCUUGGCCGUCUUUCCACUGCAUUGUCUUUUCACUUUGGGAAUGUUUGCGUCCCCUUCAGAAUGACAGGAAAUGGAGAUAUUUUUUUUGCGAACAUGGGGGGGGGGGUGCCUUUUCUUUGUAACAAUCGUUUUGGGGGGUUUAUUUUGCUUUUGUGGUUUUGUUCCGUGUUUCGGGGGAGUUUGGGGUUUAAUUUGUUUCUCCCUCUUGGUUUUGAAGCUAUUUAAUAAAAAGGACUUUGAAAGGAAA